Messenger RNA from Anguilla anguilla (European eel), 6577 nucleotides. RefSeq names its product zinc finger protein 711 (gene znf711). Gene Ontology annotation, molecular function: RNA polymerase II transcription regulatory region sequence-specific DNA binding; DNA-binding transcription factor activity, RNA polymerase II-specific; metal ion binding. Gene Ontology annotation, biological process: regulation of transcription by RNA polymerase II. Bases 899 to 3205 code for a protein of 768 amino acids. The record is from RefSeq and is a predicted model, not a curated record. NCBI's taxonomy places the organism in Eukaryota, Metazoa, Chordata, Actinopteri, Anguilliformes, Anguillidae. The transcript has 9 exons. Gene Ontology annotation, cellular component: nucleus.
UUUGAAAAUAGUAAUGGUUUGUGGGAUAGUUCAAUAAUGACGAGGGGUAAAGUGAGUUUACACAUUUUUAAGAAUGAUUGGUUUCAAAUACAUAACAUCUAUACUCGCCUAACAUUACAUAUAUCAUCCAUGAAACAAGUAGUUAGAAAUGUACAAGCUAGCAAUAACAUCCCCCCCUUACCUCAGCAGGCUAUAGCUAACCAAUUUACAGUAACAUGUUCUUAGUGGUAAUUUUUUUUGGAUAGCUAAGAUAGCCAUCCAGUCUGGAUGAUUAACUAGCAAUUUUCUGUCCAUAAAAUACUGCUAACGAUAACGGGAUUGACAAUAACUAGCUACUGCUAAUUUUAGGUAAGCUAGUAAACCCCGGGUACUAUAAGCGAUUCGCAAUCAAAAGAAAGUAUUUUUCCGACCAUUAACACAGCAGGUACCUCGUGAGUAUUGAGAGCCGUUCGACAGUCCUUUUUAUAGAAAAGUACAUUUGCGACCACAGACGCCCCGGCCUAUAUUGCCCUGCAGCAUCCAAUUUUAAACCCAGAAAAACACUACAGCUUUUCACUCGAGUGACGUAAAUAGACAGGGAUCUGCUGCGAAGGAGGCCGCGCGCGAUGUCUCCCCCUCCCUCCUCUACUGUCAGCAAGAAGCCUGAUUGGUCCAGGCCUGGAAAAGAGAGUUCGAGAAUCCAGAAUGUGCAGGCCGCGACGUCCCUACUGUGGGAAAAAAUAGCAAAACAGGCUGUGACAAAACUAAGAAAGGAGAAAACCUUCCCAGGACGGAAAAGGGAAUUCGAAAACAGGUUAUUUUGUCCCUGGACACAAGAAGAACACCUUAUUUUUUUAACCAUUUUAUGUUUUUGCCAGUACGUUGGAAUCAAAUGUGAAGUUUUAGGAAAUUAAAGACAAUGGACCAAGGUGGUGGGGUCUUGGAGCUACACUCACAGGAUCUGAAAAUGCCCCACACUAUGAUAAUGCAGGACUUUGUGGCGGGCAUGGGGGGCAUGGCCCACAUCGACGGAGACCACAUCGUGGUGUCGGUGCCCGAGGCCGUGCUGGUGUCGGACGUGGUGACGGACGAGGGCAUCACCCUGGAGCACGGCCUGGAGGCGGAGGUGGUGGAGGGGCCGGACGUGGGGCAGGAGGACGUGGUGACGGCCGAGUCGGUGCUGGGGGCGGAGGUGGCCAUCGAGGAGGCGCUGGGAGGAGACCACCACGUGCUGACGGCCGACCUGAUGGGGGAGUCGGACCAGGUCUUCGUGGCCGACCUCCUCUCCCACCAGCAGGAGGGCCACCUGGAGCACGAGAUGGUGACCGAGGAGGUGAUGGUGGCCAACGCUGAGGCGGAGACGGUCAUCCAGGCCCACGAGGGCAUGCCCGCCUCCACCGUCACGCUGAAGACCGAGGAGGACGAGGACGGCAAGAGCACCUCCGAGGACUACCUGAUGAUCUCCCUGGACGACGUCGGCGAGAAGCUGGACAUCGGCAACACCCCGCUGAAGAUCAGCACCGAGGUGACCCAGGGCGACGGCUCCAAGGAGGGCGGCUACGGCUCCGAGGUCAUCAAGGUGUACAUCUUCAAGGCGGAGGCCGACGACGACGUGGAGAUAGGUGGGACGGAGGUGGUGACGGAGAGCGACUUCCACAACGGCCACGCGGUGCUGGAGCCGGGGAACGUGGGAAGGCUCUCCCGGGAGAAGAUGGUGUACAUGGCCGUGAAGGACUCCUGCCAGGGGGACGAGGAUAUCAACUGCGCGGAGAUGGCGGACGAGGUGUACAUGGAGGUGAUCGUGGGGGAGGAGGAGGCGCCGCCACCCGCCAUUCAGGAGUCGCAGCUGGAGGACCCCGCCGUCAACAAGACGUUUGUGCCUGUGGCCUGGGCGGCUGCGUACGGGAACAACCUGGACAGCAGGUUGGAGAACAAGAACGGCGCCGCCACCCAGUACCUGCAGAUCAGCGACAGCCUGAGCACCAGCAGGGCGCUCAAGCAGAAGGCCAAGAAGAAGAAGAAGGGAGAGACGCGGCAGUGCCAAACGGCUGUGAUAAUCGGGCCGGACGGGCAGCCCCUGACGGUCUACCCGUGCCACAUCUGCGGGAAGAAGUUCAAGUCGCGGGGCUUCCUGAAGCGCCACAUGAAGAACCACCCGGACCACAUGUUCAAGAAGAAGUACCAGUGCACCGACUGCGACUUCACCACCAACAAGAAGGUCAGCUUCCACAACCACCUGGAGGGCCACAAGCUGAUCAUCAAGAGCGAGAAGGUGCCGGAGUUCACCGAGUACACGCGGCGCUACCGCGAGGCCAGCCCGCUCAGCUCCAACAAGCUCAUCCUGCGCGACAAGGAGCCCAAGCUGCACAAGUGCAAGUACUGCGACUACGAGACGGCCGAGCAGGGCCUGCUCAACCGCCACCUGCUGGCCGUGCACAGCAAGAACUUCGCCCACGUGUGCGUGGAGUGCGCCAAGGGCUUCCGCCACCCGUCCGAGCUGAAGAAGCACAUGCGCACGCACACGGGCGAGAAGCCCUACCAGUGCCAGCACUGCGAGUUCCGCUGCGCCGACCAGUCCAACCUAAAGACUCACAUCAAGAGCAAGCACGGCACCGAGCUGCCCUUCAAGUGCGGCCACUGCCCGCAGGCCUUCGCCGACGACCGGGAGCUGCAGAAGCACAUGGAGAUCUUCCAGGGCCACAAGACGCACCAGUGCCCGCACUGCGAGCACAAGAGCACCAACUCCAGCGACCUGAAGCGCCACGUCAUCUCGGUGCACACCAAGGACUUCCCGCACAAGUGCGAGGUGUGCGAGAAGGGCUUCCACCGGCCCUCCGAGCUCAAGAAGCACUCAGAGACUCACAAGGGCAACAAGGUGCACCAGUGCCGGCACUGCGACUUCAAGAUCUCGGACCCGUUCACGCUCAGCCGCCACAUCCUGUCGGUCCACACCAAGGACCUGCCCUUCAAGUGCAAGCGCUGCCGGCGGGGCUUCCGCCACCAGAUCGAACUGAAGAAGCACAUGAAGACGCACAGCGGCCGCAAGGUCUACCAGUGCCAGUACUGCGAGUACAACACUACGGACGCCUCAGGUUUCAAGCGCCACGUCAUCUCCAUACACACCAAGGACUACCCGCACCGCUGCGACUACUGCAAGAAGGGCUUCCGCAGGCCCUCGGAGAAGAACCAGCACAUAAUGCGCCACCACAAAGACACCUUGAUGUAACGCCGUAGGGGGCGGGGCCUCGGGGACAGGGAACGUACCAUUUGAGGGGUUAUAAAUGAGUUUCAAUUACCCGUUCUCCUUAUCAGUGCUCAUCUGCCACCCCCGCCCUCCGAGAAGCAUGAGACGAGUCUUAAAAGAAAUCAUAGCAGUGGAAAGUACUAGACGGAGCGUUGCGGGUGGAGAUUAGGGAGGGGAGGGGUUUGUGGGAGAGGAGCGGGGCGUUGGGUGAGCAGUGGAGAGGAACGGUAUCACUCCAUUCUACAUGUAAUUCUUUUCUCCUUGAUUUGUUGCAAAAAAACCUGUCACCUGUCAACAUUCAGGGGUUCAAAUGUUUUUUUUUUUUUGUGUUUGUUUUUUUUUUUUUUGAAUAACCCACUUUGGUAAAAUGCUGCAAGCAAAUAGCCUAAUGUUCUCAGUGUUGGGAGAGAUGCUUAAGGCUUAAGGCACAUCUCAUACUAUCAAACAGAAGUCCUGCGCGUGUGACUUUCCCUCCUUCAUUAAACUACCUGAGUGUGGUGCGCUUCAUCCUCGGUAAAUAACACGUAUAUCCUUUUUUUUUUUUUUUUUUUAAACCAAAUAUCAAGCCUUCGUCUGCAUUUGUUUCUGCUGAUCAUUUCCUUUAAACCCAGUCUGGGCUGUGGAUUGAUUUAAGCUGUGGCCCACUGAUGUUGCAAAACUUGCUCUGAAAAAUGUUUACAUAUUCACCCUGCCCUAAUUUAGCUACCGCUGCAGGAAAAAAAGAGGAAAAAAAAAAAUCAGAUCACUAGAUUUUAGGCUUCUGUGUAACAUUGUCCCUGAACACGUCAUUGGAUUGUGUCAAAUGUUCUGUCAUUUUAAGUCUCCAACAUUUGAACUGGAAAAAUGAUUGAAUUAGUAAUUUCAGUGGUAAGGGUCAUAGAAUUAAAUUGUGAUUCACCUUGUGAUUGCCACUAUUUGAGUGUAUACAUGGUUACACGUAACUACCUGCCAGGCAAACAUGCGCACCCAUAUAGUCAAAUACUUUUGUUCACAAUCAUGCCUUACCUGUAAUUGUAAUUUCCAUGCACUGUAUUUAGUAAAAAUGUAAUCAAACUGAUUUAAUUUGUAAAAGUCUCUGUGAUGUAUCAGUACGUUGAGUGAUUCUCUGAAACCUUGUGUAUAUUUUAGUAAAGUGAACUCAUUUUCUCAAGUUCUCGAGAGGAAACAGGAAAUGGGUAUUUUCAAGUUUGUGUUCUUUAGCCAAUGCAUUGUCUGAUCGUGGGAAAUGGAGUUGGAAGUGUUUGUGCUCAUUUUCACUUCACAUGCACAGUCUUGGUUUACGCCCCUCCAGCAACGCUCAUGAACCCUAACGAAGCCUUAGCACGAGCAAACGUUUAGCGCGGAGGUGAGUUGCCCCUUUAGCAGGGUUGAGCGGGGCCGGGUGGGGGUGGCUGUGCCUUUGUCUUUGCGUUCGUCACAAGUUGAGCCCUGCAUACAGCCCCACCUGUGGCCCAGGCCACUGCUAAAAUUGAAUCCCGUGUCCUGUCCGGGCUCCUCAGCUCUAAACCCGGCUGCACUUUCUACCGGAGUGCGUCCUGUAGUUCGAAGCCAUUCGAUUCGCCCGCACCGUUUCAGGCGGACUGCCCCUCCCCCUUCCCUUUUCCUGUUUCUAAGGCACCUUGUUAUGUUGUAAAAAAAAAUUUAAAAAGUGGGUCUAAAGCAAAGGUUUUUGAUCCCCUGAAAUGUUAACGCGCCCCCGACAUCGGUCAGUCGUCCACUUAACUUAUGUAGCCGAAAUAUAGACUUCAGGUGUCACAGAAAGCAGAACGUGGUGUACUGGCUUAUUAAACUGCAUUAUAUUGCCCUCUGUAUCCUGUAACUGCUGUACAUUAAAACAGACUGAUGACCGCGGACCUUGUCAUCCCAUGACGGAACGGUCAAAUGAUCCAAUGUAUGCUUUUUAAGUAUUUCUGUUUUUAUUUGAUUUUUGUUGAUGUCAGUUGGUGGAUUACCAGUAAGGGGGAACAAAAAUAAAUAUAAUUUUUUUAAAAGGACAAGUUCCUUUCAGUUAUUUAAUUACAUUUUUUCCCCAUUUUGAAUUUGAAGGCUUGGCUGGUUUAAAAUGCAUCCUUAAGGUGGAACAGUAAGACUUUAUCAGGAGCUCUGUUAAUGCAUAUCAGGGUAAUGGUAGAUUUUUAAAUAUUUUUUAUUUUCCAUUUCAGAAUUAUUUGGUAGGGUUUAUGAUAUCUCGUUCUUACUGUUGCAACAGUGAUGCAUUUUAAGCCUUCUUUAUAGUCUAUAUGGCAAGACUUGUUAGUGAGACUUUUUGAAGUAUAGAUAUAGGUUGCCGUUACAGAUGAUUAUAUUGAGUUGCCAAAAAGGCUUAAAAUGUAUUGCGUUCCACACGAGAGACAGAUAAUGUGGUUGUGUGCACAUUAAUUACUGCUGUCUGUUUAUCAACAGCAUUGAAAAUAUUGUUGAAAGUAAAGAAUUCUCCAGUUUAUACAUUUAAGAAAUUUGACAUUUGUCUAAUUGAAAUAAAACUUUUGUCCCACUCAAAAUCACUAGUAUUAAAUCCUAAAUAGUUUCAGAAACUAUUUAACGGCAUAGUAUGCAGAAUUUUCAGCUUGGAAUAUAUAAAACGACCAUGCUCUGUCAUUACUACGAUGCACUGACAAUCUGUGUCUGUAUUCACUUCUGCCCAGUCCUUGUCGGAAGGUAUUCGUUAUUUUAAAAAGUGUUUGGGAUGUUUCUGGGCGUUACCCAUUUUUGUUUGUGGACUGUAUCUGAAAAACAUGUAGCCAAUAGAAGAGGAGUAAACGUGUAUGGGCUGGCUACUGCAGUGGUGUGUUUUCAUUCGGGUUAAUGCUGGAGAGAUGGGGUCGCCUUGUUGGCUAACCUAAUGCUGACCAAGUGGCUGGUCAGCGUUCUGUAACGUUAUGGCUGCCAUUAUUAGCUAACUGAAUUCAGUUAUGUUUUACAGUGUUAGCUGCUGUGGUUCGGAUAUUUUACAAAGUAACAACUUAAGGCUGGAGAAUAAGAUUCACAAUCCACUUCCUUCGGCUCAUAUGGGCUAGCUAGCUUUCAUUAGUUGGAAAAUCCUACAAUAUCAUGUACAUUUUUUUUUGGUACAACUGCAGUUUGACUAUAACAGACCAAUAUUUGUGGUCGGCGAGACACAUUGCAUUUUUCACUGAAUUAAUAUCAUGGGUGAACGUGCGGUCGUGUGCAUUUUUUGUCAAGGGGAUUGGUUGGUAGGCUGGAGGUUGGAGGUCUUCUAGGCUACCCCCCAAAUCUGCUGAAGUGGGAAGGCAGCCUCCCAUAUAGCUACGUGGUGGACAUUUUCUGCAAUAGAUUCACUAUGUAAAGAUGCAAAAAAUAUAAUCUAUAAAAAUAAAAGCAACGAUAAAUUGA